UAUAGCUCAACUCCUGACCCUGCUGGCCUUCUAAUUAACUUUAACCAGUAACAGUUUUCACCUUGUUCAUUGCUUGCGCUACAAGCUGGUGAUGUUUGAUUGUUCCUUUGGUAUUAACUCGAACUUAUUUGAAUGAUUAUUUGGUUUGCAAAUUAAUAUUCUGCAUAUGGUUUGAGUGCCUUUCAUUACAGUCCUGCGCAAGAAAGCACAGAAGUUUGAAUUAAAAGGGUUACAGAAGCAUAAAGUAACCAUGGGAUACAUACCUGCACUUGAGGAAAUACUUCAUGAGAUUCAUGUCACUAAUCUUCCAAAACCUAGUGAUUAUGACAAUCGGAAAGAUUUGGUUCGUGUCUUCAAUGAAAUAGCCAAGGAAAUCUAUGGUAAUUUUUUGUACAUAACUUCACUAAACCAUAUACUUCCUCAAUGCAUACAUGCUAUGUCAUUUUCAUAUUGCUAG
This is a messenger RNA of Ilex paraguariensis (yerba mate), 457 nucleotides long. The record is from the annotation of a GenBank genome assembly. NCBI's taxonomy places the organism in Eukaryota, Viridiplantae, Streptophyta, Magnoliopsida, Aquifoliales, Aquifoliaceae.